Messenger RNA from Daphnia pulicaria, 1773 nucleotides. RefSeq lists its product as uncharacterized. Gene Ontology annotation, molecular function: nucleic acid binding. Gene Ontology annotation, biological process: DNA integration. The record is from RefSeq and is a predicted model, not a curated record. NCBI's taxonomy places the organism in Eukaryota, Metazoa, Arthropoda, Branchiopoda, Diplostraca, Daphniidae. The transcript is spliced from 3 exons. Bases 1 to 1773 code for a protein of 590 amino acids.
AUGACAGCCAUCAUUCUCCGCUUCGUCAACAACGUCAAACUAAAGGCAAAAUCACGCUCAGACUGGCGCAUCGGCCACAUUAAAGUCCCUGAGCUACAUUCCGCGGAAGAAACUUGGCUCCUAACAACACAAGAACGUCACUUCUCCGGAGAAUUGGGUUACCUGCGAGAUCCAACCGGAAAACGUCCAGCACUCGUCUCCCAACUGGAUUUAUUCAUCGGUAGCGACGGACUUAUUCGUUGCAACCGCCGCUUGGUAAACGCUCAAUUAAAAAGGGACACUAUUCACCCCAUUCUUCUUCCACAGGAAUCUGCCUUAUCCACACUCAUCAUUAUUUCUCAUCAUGCCCUGAUGCUACAUGGAGGAGUCAAGCUGACUAUCGCAUCAAUCCGUCAGCGAUACUGGAUUCCCCAAAUUGGCCAGAGCGUCAAGAAAUGUUUGAGAAAAUGCGUCAAGUGCAAUCGUGUUCGUGGAACUCCAUACGUGGCCGCAAAUCACGCUCCGCUGCCAGUAUCACGCUCUUCUUUUUCAAUUCCGUUUACAGGAACGGGCGUUGACUUCACUGGAGGUUUCAUCAUUUGCGGACCAAAAGAAGCGCCUAAAACAGACCGUACCGUGUAUAUCCUCUUCUUUACCUGUGCGUCAACCCGCGCCAUUCACUUGGAAGUAGUGGAAGAUUUUACGACGCUCUCUUUCCUUGAAGCAUUCCGUUGUUGUUUCAUCGCUCACCAUUCUCGUCCCGCCAUCAUCAUGUCCGACAAUGCCAAGACAUUCGAAAAAGGAGCAAAAGUCUUUCAAAAGAUUUGUCGCGACCCUCUAACUACCAAACAGCUGUCGGAUCAAAAGGUAGAGUGGCGAUUCAUCCCUAAAAGAGCCCCAUGGUACGGUGGUUUCUGGGAGAGACUAGUAGGAAUGACCAAGGAAGCCCUCUCAAAAAUUCUCGGCCGCACGAAACCCACCUUCAGCGCUUUUAGAGCCCUCGUCGCCGAAGCCGAAAUCGUAUUGAACGAUCGUCUUUUAAAGAAUCCAUCCAGCGUCGUCAAAAUCGACGACGAGAAACUUGACUCAACCUAUGGCGAGCGUCCCGACGAACUCAAGAAAGCCGUUUUUCGCCACGAAACUCUCCUUGGACAAUUCAAGAAUCGUUUCCUCGCAUCAUAUUUGCCUGCUCUUCGAGAAUAUCAUCAGGCGAUCAAGAAGAGUCAACCAACAGUAGUCAAUGAAAAAGACGUGGUCCUCGUCCAUGAUGAGAAACCACGCAGAGAGUGGAAGUUGGCCGUCAUUGAAAAUCUAAUCCGCAGCACUGAUGGCGAAAUCCAAGCUGCCGACAUCCGUACGGCGAAUGGGAAAACGAAUCGCCCCAUUUCGAAACUUUAUCCUCUCCAGGUGACUGAGCCGGCCAGCACUCCAACUGAAAUUCCGUCUGGUCCGGCCAUUGUUCCAGCACAUUCGCGUCCGGUCCGAAAAUGUGCCAAAAAGGCCAAAGCAGCUGUCAAAAUGAUUUUCGAACAGGAGGAGCAGCCGAGCAGCUACAUUUCCGGCCCGGGAAAAUAUUGUCAGAAAUCGUGCAUGGCAUCUAAAAUUCAGUUCUCCCCGAAAUGGAAAUAUUUUGAGCAAUUCAGAAGUUCUGAAAUUGAAAAUUUCAGAAAUGAAAUUGAGAAUGUUCUGAAUCAGAACACAGCACGAAUGGAUUCUAGUUUCACUCGCUUUUUCAGGAUUGCUAGCAGAAGCUUCAACCGCUUCGUCAUAGUUUUCUCUGGUCCUCAUUUCUAA